Dothidotthia symphoricarpi CBS 119687 is the source of this 2344-nucleotide messenger RNA. RefSeq lists its product as uncharacterized. Bases 181 to 2136 code for a protein of 651 amino acids. The transcript has a single exon. The record is from RefSeq and is a predicted model, not a curated record. NCBI's taxonomy places the organism in Eukaryota, Fungi, Ascomycota, Dothideomycetes, Pleosporales, Dothidotthiaceae.
UCUUGUCCACAUACCUGUUGCGUGUUACCACAUGCUCCCGACAAAUUCCGAGCCCUUCCUCUCCACAUCUGAGUGUGCAUCCACGAUUGGUAGCACUAGAUACGCCAGUCGCAUCAAAGCGUAAAUACAAGGGAACUCAUAAAGGAGCCGUAUCUUUGAGAAGUCAGAGGAGACUCCAAGAUGGCGUCAGUAGCACCCCCGAGGCGGUUCAGAGUCGAGCCUAUCGAAACCUCAGCUAGAUCGUCCAAGGAACAAUAUCAGACACAACAACCAGAAAAAUCGGAGCCAGCACGAAAGUUCGCACCGGAGCCGAUCGAGACCACCAGCAGAACCAGUCGUAGGUUUGCGCCUGAACCCAUCGAAACAACGCAGAAGACAAAUCGCCGAUUUGCCCCUGAGCCGGUAGAAACUACGACAAGAAGCAGUCGGCAGAAGUUCUGCAAGGAAUGGGAAGAUCAAAUCUCUCCAAGGAGGCUCAAACCUGAGCCAGUGGAGACGAUGUCAUAUAGCAGUCGUAGAUCUAAGGAUGCACGGAUACAGCCUACUAGAAGGUUUAUGCCUCAGCUUGUUGAGACUGCUCAACGCUCCCGUAGGACAGGUGACGCCGUACCAACGAUAUCUACUUCUGAUAAGACAGAGGCAACUCCUAAUGGCUGCGUCAGCGCUCGGGAAUCACGGAUACUAGGUAUCUUACCAACAGUACCACAUAACACGCCAACUCUUGAUCUGUCUUGCAAUCCUCUUUUCUUGGAGAUUCAGCGCGCUGCGUCACCCUUGACAAGAAGGCGGUCAUAUUUCAGCUCAUCCCAGCACUCCUUCCGGGUUCCUGACCUAGACCCCAUCGAGUCCUCUGGUUCGGAAGCCUCUGGUCCACCCUCACCAACCACGUCCCCAUCUGCUAAGUGUGAUAACUCGUUCCGAUUCAAGGGCAUCACACCAAGACAGGAAAGUGAAGACGAAAGAGCUUCCGGUCACCUUCUUGAGCUGGCCGCGAAAGCUGCCGAACGACAGUUGCGAGAACAAGCAAUGGCCGCUUUCCCCAACAACGACUAUCACGAACGCAUCGAUCACUACAUAGAUCGUGAUUCUGAAGAGCCAAUUCCUUACCCCGAUGAGGCCAUGAGUAGACGCGAGUCAUCCUUCAGUGAAACGAAUUGGGAGCUGGAAGCAAUGCGAAAAUAUCAAGAGAAGCAGAAGGAAGACAAGGAGAAGCAGGCGAGGCAGGAAUCUCUUUCAAAAGAACACUCGAUGCAGACAAAAACAGCUUCUAAGCUUGCUGGAAAGCCAGUGGGAUUGUGGGCAGCUAAGAAGAUCGCGGGUGAAAAGAUGAAUCCUGAAAUGGAAAGAAUGCGUAAAGGAGCGCGUCCACCAAUGUUGGGAAAGAACAUCAAGUUCCCACGGUGUUCCUCGCCUGAACCAUCGCGCUUUGAUCCCACUCAGGGUUGCGAUAUCGUCCGGACGACGAUGUGCUAUUUAUCAGAGCAAUCCAGAGCCGCCGAAGAGAAGGGAGAAAGUCUCUGGUGCGGUAAGGGCAAUGGAAAGCAGACAAGCAAGACACCCUCUCUAUGGUCCAGCGGGAGUAGAACUUCCAGCACCCACGGAUUGUGGGGAGGGUUUUGCUUGAAUGGAGGAGACAAGUCUCCUCGAGGGCCUACUGGUAUCCUCACCCCAUCCCACGAAAAAGCAAAUCCAUUCUCGCCUUGUCCAACGCCUGCCAUGAGUCUGCUGCCGCCUACACCUCCUACCUCCGCAGCAGAUUUCUCCAGCAUUGAUGAAAAGCUCGCCAUUGAGCAAACUAUUAUUGAAGAUUUCGGAGACGAUUUCGUCACCCAGGUAUACAAUUACCUGUCGCUGGGGUACCCAUCGAUGGCGCGUCCUUUCGAUGAAGAGCUGUCAAAAAUCUCAAAAAUACCUGUAUCUGAGCUAAGGCAAGAUGAUCACCUUGCAGCAUCUAGGGGUUACAUUCGCUUGGGCAAAGACGGCAAUCUCGCGGAUUCGGAGAUAACCGAGGAGACUUGCGUGCGGUGGCGAGCACUACGUCUUUACAUCCAGGAGUGGGGGAGACAGCAUCCUGGUAUGGCGGACGAGGAGCAGGGCCGCGGAACCGCUGUCAGGAAGGGAAGCUGGGCUGUCUGAGUGGUCUUUGCUUAUGUCGUUGUGGAUUUUGCAUGUUUCUAUCGAUUUAGCGUGUACAUCUUUUGAGAUCUUGGUUCUAGAUCUUUUGUAAUUUUCCAACAUUCGGCGUACUCGUAUAUUUUCUUACCUUCCGAAAUUGUCGGACAUGGCGUUCAAUAGGGGACAGGGUCACAUGGCAUACUCGGUGAGGGAUUUAUGUUCGCACUUU